Molecule: messenger RNA, 695 nt
Organism: Coniophora puteana RWD-64-598 SS2
Lineage: Eukaryota; Fungi; Basidiomycota; Agaricomycetes; Boletales; Coniophoraceae
Product: plant expansin
Exons: 3
Coding region: 91-510 (139 amino acids)
Source: RefSeq, a predicted model, not a curated record
CUCACUUCUCUGCUUCUGGUCAAGCCCACACUCCUUGUCGCAUACCGACUUUUACUUUCUUUACACCGACGCCUUUCUACCACUUUCAACAUGUUCGUGUCCAAAGCCCUUGCAUUAUUCGCCCUCGCCCUCGCUGCCAACGCUGCUGCGCUCCCCCAGGCCCGUAGCGAGCCGUCUUACAUGCACGGCACCCAGAAGGGCGACGCCACCUACUACACCCCCGGUCUCGGCGCCUGCGGACAGACGAGCACGUCGGACGACCUGAUCGUCGCCGUCUCCCACUCGCUCUACGACACCUACCCGGGCUACAAGGGCACGAACCCGAACAACAACCCCGUCUGCGGCCGGAAGAUCAACGCCCACUGGGGCGGCAAGAGCGUCACUGUCAAGGUCGUCGACCGCUGCACCGGCUGCGCGGUGACUGAUCUCGAUUUCUCACCCGCCGCAUUCAAGCACCUGUCUCCCCUCUCCGCCGGCCGUCUCCACGGCAUGACCUGGACGUGGGCUUGAGCCCCGCGCUUGCAUCUCCUAGAAGAUUCGUUACAAACUACACUUUCCUUGGGUCUCGCUGGGCAAACACAGAGUAUUUAUAUCGUAUUUAUUUCCUCAGCGCAAUGUAUGGGGUGCAUCAGUUACUUACGAGUGUUGUAUCAAUACCGACACUGCUUUGAAUGAGAGAACUGGAUAUUGUGAUC